AUGCCAAACGUUCCAAACGUCGCUACCCCACCUAUCCCAACCAACCUGAGCUCGGCUGACGGCACCCUCGCAGCAAAGUACGAUGUCAUCAAGCAACUCGGAGACGGGAGUUUCGGGACGGUGGUACUGGCGAGCGUGAAGGGAGUCAGGGAGAAGAAAAUGGUGGCAAUUAAAUCCAUGAAGAAAACCUAUACCAACUUCACCGAAUGCCUCGCCCUCCGCGAAGUCCAAGCCCUCCGUACAAUUCCUCGCCACCCCCACAUCGUCCAUAUCCUCGAUAUCUUCCUCGACCAGUCUACCCACAAACUCCACAUCGUCAUGGAAGGCAUGGACGGAAAUCUCUACCAACUCAUGAAAUCCCGCGAAGGCCGUCCCUUCAAAGAAUCCGUCGUCAAAGGGAUCUUGGCACAAUGUAUUAGUGCAUUGUGGCAUAUUCAUCUACAAGGACUCUUUCAUCGUGACGUGAAGCCGGAGAAUAUCUUGGUUACGGAGGUGCCGGUUACGCCGUUGAGGACGCCGCUUGGGAGUAGUUCGAGUCAUGUGAGCUCUAUGGCGGGACAUGGGAGGUUCGAUGGGGUGAUGCAGGCGGCGGCUAGUUGUCAGUAUACGAUCAAAGUCGCUGAUUUUGGUCUCGCGCGUGAGAUUAAGGCUACCCCGCCCUACACCACAUACGUCUCAACCCGCUGGUACCGCGCUCCCGAGGUUCUACUCCGUGCUCCGACCUAUUCUGCUCCCGUCGAUAUCUGGGCUUUCGGCGCGAUGGCCGUGGAGCUGGCUAUGCUCCGCCCCCUCUUCCCCGGCGCAAACGAAGUAGACCAGGUCUGGCGCGUAUGCGAAGUCGUCGGCACCCCAGGCACCUGGCUCGACCGCGCCCAACACCCGGUCGGUGGCGGAACCUGGAAAGAUGGUGCCGCACUCGCCGCUAAGCUCGGAUUCUCAUUUCCGAAGAUUGCGCCGAUGGAGAUGAGGAGUGUGGUCCCGGCACCCUGGGAUGAGGCGUUGGCGGAGAUGGUGAGGAUGUGUUUGAUGUGGGAGCCAUACGAGAGGUGGACGAGUCAGGAGAUUUUGGAGUGUGGGUUCUUUGGGGGGGCAGGGGGGAGGAUGAGUGUCGAGGAACGGAAGAAGUUCGGGGUUCCGGUUACGCCGCCGCUUGUUCAGCCUGGCUCAUCUGCGGGCGCUGGCGCCGGUGCUGGAGAGAAGAUUCAGGAUGUGUUUGUGAAUGGGAUGACGAAGACGAGGACGAAGGCAAGUCCUGUCGUCGCCAUCCAGACGAAGAGUAAAGUCCAGGGUGAGCUCAGUGCGUCUCCGCGCUCGCCACCGCCUAGGUGGGGUCUUUUCUCGCGGUCGAAGGGGAAUAAGGGGGGUGAGACGCCUGGUCGUGGUACCCCGGCGCCUGCUUCCUCGGCGAGUACGAACACCGCGGGCAGAAAGGAGUCGAAGUCAUCCGCGACAGCUGCUGCUGCUGCCGCCGCCGCCGCGGCGAUGCAGAAGAGUGCGAGUACGCAGGGACCUAAUGUUCUCGCUGCUGAGAGGGACGGAAGGAGGACGAGUUGGCAUGGGCAGAAGAUGGCGGCGCCUUCGAAGCAGGGUCAUACGCAGACGUUGAGUCAGGCGUUGAACAACUCUAGGGUUCGGAACGAUGGGAAUGCUGCUAGUGGAUCCCCGGUCGGUCAUGGAAGGACGCAUCAGAUGCAGCUGGAGCAGAAGCGUCUCGAAGCGGAGCAACAUCAGCGAUAUUUGCAUUCACAGCAGCUUUAUCUCCAGCAGCAACAUCAGAAGCAGGUGUCGUAUGCUUCGUAUCGUACGCAGGGUUCGUCGUCCUCCAAGACGCUCUCUUCCGAACCAACGAUGACGCCGCCCCCUGUUCAGGGUUCUCAUUAUGCUCGUCAGGCGAUGAGGGAGAAAGAGAGGGAGUAUCAGGGAAAUGGACGAAUUGAGCAACCGAGCCCGCUUUCUGUUCGUCGUUCAAGUGAUUUGCAGUAUCUCUUGAACAAGGACAAUGGGCGUGCUGCUAAUCAUGAGAUGCGUUCGCCUAUGAUUGCUGCGGGACGCAAGGUCUCUCGCGCACUCUCUCCUGCUGCGAACGACUAUUCUGAUCUUGAGUCUGUUGGUUCGCCGACUGCUUCUUCUGGUGGUAGUGCCGCUGGUUUUUUAUCCCAUCUCCGCAAGAAGGCGAGGAAGAUCGGGAGUAGGACCACGAGUGGGAGUCAGUCUCCCGGUUAUGCCUCGGGCAAUGUGGAUUACAGGCAUAGGAGUGUUGUGAUUGGAGACUCGCAGAAGAGUCAGGGUUGUGCGCCGUGGGUUUGGGGAAGUGGGAACGCAAACCAGCCGCCUGGUGAUGUGGGUGCUGGAAGUCCGGCUCCGGGCAACAGGGCGAGCUUGUAUGAUGCUGUCCAACAACAGGGCGGGAAUGGGCUUGACCGCGCGAUCAUGAACGUGAAGCAAGCGUUGGCGUUGGAGAUGACGCCGGGUAGUGCCCCUAGGGCUCAGACCUACUCGGAAGGCGGGCACACGCCUGGUCACAAAAAACCUCAGCGUCCUUCUCCUCUCGAUCGUCAGCAGACAUACCCCGCCCCAGCUCACGGUCAACCCGCAUUUGGCAAAGUCACUGGUUUCGUGGGGCGUAAGCUGGGUCCUCCCCACCUCGGUCUUGGUAUCACAGGUAUCCCUACGUCCGAGGAUGAUGAGUUCACGCAGGAGCUGCUCGCUGCUGCCGAUGCUCUUCGUAACGAUGACCCGCCGUCUUCGCACAAGCACCGUGCUUCGGAUGCGAGCGCUACUAUUUGGCCUACUCCGCCGUCGGCCUACACGAACGGUCAUCAGUCUCACGAUUGGGCUCAGCAGGGUGAUCAGACGAGGGGUGGACGCGGGUUGCCGAGUCCUUAA
Molecule: messenger RNA, 2886 nt
Organism: Saitoella complicata NRRL Y-17804
Lineage: Eukaryota; Fungi; Ascomycota; Saitoellomycetes; Saitoellales; Saitoellaceae
Product: kinase-like protein
Exons: 2
Coding region: 1-2886 (961 amino acids)
Biological process (GO): protein phosphorylation; intracellular signal transduction
Cellular component (GO): nucleus; cytoplasm
Molecular function (GO): ATP binding; protein serine/threonine kinase activity
Source: RefSeq, a predicted model, not a curated record